AUGGAAGACUUUAGCAACAACAACGACAUGAACACCAACGCCUCAGGGGAUGCCUCGUAUUACGUCAUGAAGGUCAUGGAACUGGCCUUGACCAACAUCUUGGCACCGGUCAUAACCCUGAUCGGCGUCUUCUCGAACAUUCUCACGGUUUUCGUCUUCAUCAAACUCGGGCUCAAAGAUGGCGUCACGGUGUCGCUGUGUUUACUCAGCGUGUUUGACUUGAUAUUUUACCUCUUUAAUUUGGUGACACUAAUUUUGUUGCUGGUCAAAAAACUGACCGGAAGUUGGUCUGUUGACCCGCUGACCAUCGUCCUAUUCCUGGUGCCUUACCACCGGAUGUUCUACGACCUGGCCAACCUGGUCACGUGCUACAUCGCGGUGGCCAGGUGCUGCUGUGUGGUCAUGCCGCUCCAGUUUAAAUACACCUUCAGUAAAUACAAAACAUGGGCGGUCAUCGGAGUCAUCUCCCUUUUUUUCUGCGCCGAGUACUUCCCCUUGUUCGUCACACAAAGGUUAAGCGAGCAAUAUUACCCGAGUCUAAACCUUACAAAAAUUGAGAUAGUGUAUUCUGCGAACCGCGAAAACCUGGUGAAAAUUCUCAUGGACAUUUUAAACAGAAAUGUCCUUCUGGUUCUAACAUUUCUAGUUUGUUUCAUCUGUCUGUUGAUCAUAACACACGGGCUACGGAAAGCCUCAAUAUUUCGAAAUUCCGUCAAAACCGGAGCGGAAUCAGGUCAGAAAGCCAAGUCCAGCAAACACGUCACUCUGUCAACGUCCGACCUGCAGGUCAUCAAGGGCAUCGCAGUGGUCCUGCUCGUCUUCAUCGCCUGCAACCUGCCGGUCAUCGUGACGUCAAUGAGCCGCCUGCUGGUGCCGGAGCUAACGGUGGGCAAGCGCUACAACAACAUGUACUUCCUAGUGACCAACAUCAGCAACUUCAUCCUGGCCGUGUCUGGUUCCUGCUACUGGCUCGUCCACUACAGGUUCAACUCGCGCUACAGGCGAACAUUGCUGGUCGUGCUAGGCUACAGGAGGGGCACACAGCCGGUGGUGGCAUCCACAGAUUGA
This is a messenger RNA of Physella acuta, 1068 nucleotides long. RefSeq lists its product as uncharacterized. Gene Ontology annotation, molecular function: G protein-coupled receptor activity. Gene Ontology annotation, cellular component: membrane. Gene Ontology annotation, biological process: G protein-coupled receptor signaling pathway. The record is from RefSeq and is a predicted model, not a curated record. Lineage: Eukaryota; Metazoa; Mollusca; Gastropoda; Physidae.